UUUGUUCAUUCUUCACUCUGCGACACACAACAAUGGAGCUCGUCACAAACUUGGCCAGCUGGUUUACGCCGACGACUCUCUUCCUCCUCCUCAAUCUCACCAUCGGCACCCUCUUCUUCACCAACCGGUUCGGUUCCGGUUCCAAGAAAUACCACCCGCAUCAAGAUGGUUUCGGGUCGGGUCAUACCCAUGCUCCGGCGCCGUUAGCCAGAGCUCCCUCCCUCAUAGACAGAGUCCGUUCCAUCAACUUCAAUCUCUACAAUUCUCCCACCCCAGAAUCCGAGAUCCACUUCUCCGGGUCGGAUUCUAACCCGAAUCCGCCUCCUUCUCUCCUUGAACGGGUAAAAUCCAUCAACAUGCCCUACUUCAAGUUCCCACAACACAAUUCCGAGGAAGAUUACGCUGCUUACGCGCUCAUGACCCGACCCGAUGAGACGAACCGGGUCGACAAAAUCUCGGAAGAUGACGUGCCGACCCAACCUAGAUUCGGAGCUCCGUCUCUCUUGCAGCGGGUAAAAUCCAUCAAGCUCCCUUCUUUGUAUAGAUCCGAGCCAGAUCUGAAUUCCGAGCAAACUCCGGCGAGGACGAAGUCGGAGUCGAGUAAGCCGGCGAUGAAGAACAAGAAGAAGAAGGCGGCGAAGAAGAAGUUGACGAAAUCGGCUAGCGAGAGAUCCGGGAUGGGAUACAACGGCAAGGAGGAGGAGACGGUGGAGGCCGUGGAAAAGAGACGGCCGGAGACGACGAGGGUUGAGAGAACGACGUCGAUCGGCGAAGGAGAAGAAGGCGUCGACGAUAAAGCCUCCGAUUUCAUCAACAAGUUUAAGCAGCAGCUUAAGCUACAGAGGCUAGAUUCGUUUCUACGGUACAGGGACAUGCUCAAGAACGAGUGAGUUGAAAUUACGCUUUUGCCCUUUGUCGGAAUCUGAGUUUUCCCGGCUUUUCCAGUCGGGGGCUUUGUGGUUAAAAAAAGGGAAAUACGUCUUAAUCUGAAGGGCUUUUAGGUCAUUUCCUUACGUAUCUUAUUUGUCUGUGGAUUUGGUGAUGACUGAUGAUGACAGACUUGUUGAGUCGUGGGCGUAAUUUUCUGGAUCUGGAUGCCUUGUGAGUCCUAGUGUCCUACUACUGCACUUUUCACUUUCUACUUUUUACUUUUUACUUUUUUCUUCUCCACAGUAUAAAGGAGUUUAUGGUAUCGAAAUUUA
Molecule: messenger RNA, 1202 nt
Organism: Eutrema salsugineum
Lineage: Eukaryota; Viridiplantae; Streptophyta; Magnoliopsida; Brassicales; Brassicaceae
Exons: 1
Coding region: 33-890 (285 amino acids)
Source: RefSeq, a predicted model, not a curated record